This is a messenger RNA of Portunus trituberculatus (swimming crab), 4786 nucleotides long. Its product is annotated as von Willebrand factor A domain-containing protein 7-like. Gene Ontology annotation, molecular function: protein binding. The coding region runs from base 33 to 4586 and encodes 1517 amino acids. NCBI's taxonomy places the organism in Eukaryota, Metazoa, Arthropoda, Malacostraca, Decapoda, Portunidae. The record is from RefSeq and is a predicted model, not a curated record. The transcript has 25 exons.
CCUGCAGCGGCCUCGCACUCCGCCCCUUCACCAUGGCCAAUAACCUGCUUCCGGUGGCCACUGUCUUGCUGACGGUGGUGGUGUCGGCCACGGCUUUCCUGGCUACGCCGCUCAACACCACCGACCCGGACCUGGCUAGCAUCCUGUGUCCUGAGCAGACGACAGAGGUGACGCGAGACCACAAGUGGAUCACACGCGAGGCCAUCCGCCGGAACAUACGUCGGUUCUUCCUGGACAACCCACCACCCUCGCAGCCGGGAUUCACAGUGCCCACGGACGCCAGUCUCAGCCAACUUUACCAUGCAUACUAUGGGGCCUCCGCCUCCCCUGCUCGAUUCAUUAACGCUGUGAACUCUAUCGCAGCCUCUAACGUUCGCGCUGAUUCUGCCAGACAGCUGAGGUACGACCCCGGCAUCCAGGCAGACGGUGAGGCUUUCGGUGACCUGCAGAGUAAGCUGUCCUCUAGAUACCCUCAGCUGCUGACCUCAAUCUUGGUAAACGAAGCAUACUCGGCAGCGCGCUCCCUCCUUGGCCUCUCCCUUCACUCCAUCCAAAAGUUCUAUGCUCACUCCACCUGGAUUGAGACUGGCAACACUGACAUCUUGCCUGAGCUUGGACUCCCAGGCAGUUCGCCACUGGAUGUCGCUGCUCCCGAUGACGAUGUCUGUACACCUUGCCCCAACAGCCAGGGUCAGUGUGUGGGUAACGUGAUCGAUGGGGUGGGCUUGACCACUGGGUUCUACCAGUACACCGACGAAGAUGCCAAAGGAUUCCUCAUUCCCAAGCCUUCCUCAGGUGGGAAAUGCAGUCACGGAGGAGUUCUGGACGAGACUGUGGACCAGCCAGCCCGUGGAGGGAUCAACAAGGACACGGCAUCUCCCUGCUUCUCCCCACACCACCACCUCCACCAGCAGGCAGCAGAGCUUGCCGUACAGGCCACUGACCACUACCUGGAAGUGGUGCUCGAGGCUGUGGGCAACGACAAGUACCGGAGGCUCUUCGACCUUUAUCAGGGGUCGGCGCUCUCCAUCUUGAUUGAUACCACGAGCUCCAUGUCGGGUGAAAUUAAUGCCGUCAGAGAUCAAGUCGCUGAGAUCGUAGCCUCCAUCCCCACGGAACUGUACAUCCUUGUCCCUUACAAUGACCCCAAGGUUGGCCCCGUAACGAAGACCGACAAUCCUGAUGACUUCCUUGAUGCUGUCAACAGCCUGAGACCUCACGGCGGCGACGACAUUCCGGAGAUGUACUGGCAGGGCCUGCAGUUGGCACUCUCCAACACCCCUGACUAUGGCACUAUAUUCAGCUUCACUGACGCAGGAGGCAAGGACGGGAAUAUAAUGGAGAGCGUCAUCUCACUGGCACAGGAGCGCAAUAUUAAGGUGACGGUGGUGUACAGUGGACGUGUCAGUAAAGAGGACACCAAUCUUGCCAGGGAGGAGACAAGUGACGCUCGGCUCAUUACAGACCAAGACGACUAUAAGCGACUGGCUGAUACCACGGGCGGUCUCUUCAUCCCCUCAGGGAAAUUCGAGAUCGACGCCAUCACGCCCAUCCUCGGGGAUAGCGUGAAGAGCGUCGAUGUGGACAUUGCCAUGCUGAAGGACGUGAAGGGAUCCCACCAGCUUGAGGCGCCCAUCGACGACUCUGUGCUGGACAUCACGGUACAGCUGGCUGGCUACAUGACGGACGCCGUGAUCCAGGACGCAACAGGCACGAGCUAUGACCUGCUGGACGACAAGGCACUGAUAGCAGCAGGGGUGGAGGUGGUUACUUCCUCUGAAGCAUUGAGGCUGAUCCGCUUCCCAGAGCCGAGCUUCGGUUCCUGGAUGCUUGACCUUAAUGCAGAUAAGUCCUUCUCCGUGACUGUCAGCGCCAACUCCACCCUCAGUUGGUUGGGAGGCUUCUCCAUCCUUGAUCCCUCCCCGCCUCAUCCCCACUACCGUGCGGUGGAAGGCAAUCCCCUUACAGACACGGUGUAUUACUUGGAUGUCACGUUGAUUGGCUACCUAGAGAGUAACCUUUUAGAUGUCGACGAGGUGGAAUACAUUGAUAAUACCGGAGCGUUGCUUCGAACUAUCACCUACGACGGAGAUAUUGAUGACGAGUUUUACAUCCGGUCAGAGCCUCUCCCAGCGCAGCCUUUCAACGUAAGGCUGUGUGGACACGUUGAGUCAGACAAUAAGUUCUGCCGACUUCUGCCUGUAUUGAUAACUCCCGUCCAGGCGAGUGUGGAGGUGCUGGCCACGUCAGAAGAACUCUCAGCUCGCCCCUCAGAGAGCACCUCUGGGGACUUUCUUAUCAAGAACUUUGGCCUCGAGUCUGAUUUCCAAGUGACGGUCACUGACGAUAUGAAAUAUUUCACUAAAGUCACUCCUUCGACCAUCCACUUGACCUCCAAUGGCUCCGGGGUUGUGACAGCCAGCUUCAGUGUGCCCUCAGACAGCGUGCCGGGCACCGUGAGCACCAUCAUCCUCACGGCUCAGAGUAUCAAGCAAACACAAUCAGUAAACAGCGCCGUGACGCAGCUCGUUGUGGUGCCAGAGACUGUUGACACGGAGGCACCACUGUGCAGCCUGGACUCUGAGCCAGACUGCACCGGCUUCAACAUCAUUGGCAUCUGUAACCAGAAGAACUGGACCACUACCGCCACUUUGCAGGACUCUGCUUCCGGUCUGAGCAAUGCUUAUGCUGUUCCUGAAGGAUUGUGGUCAGAGGUUAACGGGUUGACGCCAAGCACCAAACAUGAAGUAACGCUCAACUACGGCGCCUCCUGCUGCACUUCUCAGGUUGAAAUAAUUGGUGUCGAUACCGUUGGCAACGUGGGCAAGUGCCGCAUUGACAUGGGCGUGUUGGGAGGAGCCAUCGUGGACCUGGAGGCGGAGUCUGUGGGAGUGGACUGGGUGAUGCUGAAGUGGUCCCUCUCCCCAACCACCCUUGAGCUACACAAGUACUCGCUUCUCAUCAACGAGGACAUGGUUUCAGAAUUCCGCUGCACUGAGUCUGUGUGCCACCGCAACGUGACAGACCUGAAGGCGUGCUCCCUCCAGACCUUCCAGCUGACGCCUUACUUCUACGUGGGGGAGAGUGACCGCGUGGGACAGGCUGCCUACACAGACGCCAACACCCUCGACCUGGAGCCUGGAUCUCCUGUCAAUGGCAGACAGAUCAAUUCCACCAGUACCACAGCCAAGGUGACGUGGGACGCUGAAAACACGCAGUGCCUCCACCAGUACCAGGUGUGUUACCGCCCGUAUGGCUUCCCGGGGACUGAGGUGUGUGAGCCUACUAGCGACACAGAGUAUGUGAUGCGAGACAUCGAACCCUGCGCGGUGUACGUUGUCACCGUCAUGUCUGUGUCUCCGUCAGGUCUUCUCAGCGAACCUCUCAAGUUUUACGUGAACACCGAUGAAGCAGAUCCCGAGGCGCCAAGAAAUGUGGAGUUGGAGAAGGCCACUGAGACCACUGUUACUCUGUCCUGGGAUGAUCCGCUCCACCACGUCCAGUGCAUCGACAGGUACAUGAUCACAUACGGGGAGAUUGAGCCUACGUAUCGAGAAGUGCACGUGGACUACACACACAACGUAGCCACCGUGUCUGAACUUCACCCGUGCACUAACUACUCCUUCAUGGUGACCGCUGUGUCCAAGACUGGAAAGAUGGGUCCUGGCGCCCAUAGAACCGCCGAGACAUUGGAAACUGAAGAUCCCAACCCAGUGGACGCACUAGUGGCGGAGGCCAAUGCCACCACUUCCCUGCAGGUCUCGUGGACGACGGACAUGAUCUGUAUAGACCAUUUCGUCGUUUGUUACUACGAACACUCAGUUCCGGAGGAGACGUGUGCUGUGGAGGACAACACUGAGACCAGUCUCCUGGGCUUGCUGCCCUGCACUGAUUACACUGUGGUCGUCACGGCUGUCACACCUUACGGUGUAGAAAGCAACAAGACCACCACUACCGCCUCCACCCUUGAAAUCCGUCCUGGAAAGCCGGAGCAGCUGAAUGUGACGGACCUGACGGCUCACACUGUACAAAUCAGCUUCCAUCCACCCUCGGUGGGUUUCCAGUGCGUCACUGAAUAUGACAUCCAGGGCAUCCAACUAGAGAGUGCACUCAGAGACACGCAGACCAAUACAGCUAAGCUCAUUGAACCCUCUCGUGAAAGUCUUUUUACCGACCUUAUGGCCUGUAGCGACUACGAGAUCCGCGUGCGAUCGGUAACACGGGGCCUCCUCACCAGCGGCUGGGCGUCCGUGGUAGCCACCACACUGGAAGAUACUCCCAGCGCACCACGUAACUUAAAACUACUGGAUACUACACAGACAACUCUGCAUGUUCAGUGGUGGGAGCCCGUGGAUAAUUAUCUAUGCGUUGAGAAAUACGUUGUCAACUGUAUCAAUAAAGGAGGAGCUAAAAAACAGACGUUCACAAUGAGAAAUAAGAAGGGGCUGCGAUCCCCAGUAAGCGACAUGAUCUUACCGAACCUAACUCCAUGCAGCCAAUACGACGUGACCGUAAAGGCCGUCACCCCCAGCGGCCAGGAGAGUGAUAUAGUGUCCCUCUUAGCUGAUACCACGGGCUGCCCUUGAGCUGAUGCAGAAACAAAGAAUAACGCGCCCAUCACAUCAGAGCAUAUGCACCAUAAAAAUAGGAGAUCGGCACUUCUAAACUACAGAGGCAGUUAACCGAGUCUUACACAUUAUUCGAUCAUUUUGAUUACGUAAAUAACGUGUUCUGAAUUUGUAAAAAUAUAGGUGUUGGUUUAAUAAAUAUAGUCAUAAACAUCACA